Haliotis rubra (blacklip abalone) is the source of this 2185-nucleotide messenger RNA. Its product is annotated as phospholipid phosphatase 1-like. The record is from RefSeq and is a predicted model, not a curated record. The transcript is spliced from 7 exons. Bases 19 to 969 code for a protein of 316 amino acids. NCBI's taxonomy places the organism in Eukaryota, Metazoa, Mollusca, Gastropoda, Lepetellida, Haliotidae. Gene Ontology annotation, biological process: phospholipid dephosphorylation; phospholipid metabolic process; signal transduction. Gene Ontology annotation, molecular function: phosphatidate phosphatase activity.
UCACAUCAAGAAGCGAGGAUGGCGAACUCACGGCAAAGCCGAGGCAAACUUUGUGUGCGAGUUUUCAUUGACACAGUGUGCAUCGCUUUAGUUGCGAUCCCCAUCGGUCUGUUCACCCUGAUUGGUGUCCCGUACCACCGAGGGUUCUUCUGUAACGACGAGAGUCUGAAGCAUCCCUUCAUCGCUAGCACCAUCCCAACAUGGCUGCUGGGUGUGGUGGGCCUGGGACUACCCAUUCUGUGUAUUUUGGUCAUCGAAGCUCUUCAUGAGAAGAAAACCUCUUGUUUUGGGAUUGUUUCCACUGACCCAAAUGAACACACAAAAAGUUACUUUGAAAAAUGUUACAAAAUUAUCAUCGUGUUCAUAUUUGGGACAGCUGUCACUCAGCUUCUGACAGAAAUCGGCAAGUUCAGUAUCGGGAGACUCCGCCCACAUUUCUUCGCAGUGUGCAAACCAGACAUGGCAAACAUAGACUGCAACAGUGGCUAUAUCAUUGAUUUCACUUGUACAGGAACAAAUGCUCAUCAACUUCGUGAUAUGAGACUGUCCUUCCCUUCUGGCCAUGCUUCCAUAGCAGUCUACUGCAUGAUCUUCCUGAUGGUGUAUCUCCAGGCUCGACUGACUUCAGCCAGAACUAACCUGAUCCGCCCAGUUUUGCAGCUAGUGGCCUUCGGGCUUGCCUUCUUCACAUGUUUGUCACGGAUAUCAGACUACAAGCAUCACUGGAGUGAUGUGCUCGGUGGAGCUAUUCUUGGAACCCUCAUUUGCUGCCUUGUGAUAACAUUUAUGAGCAGUUUUCGCUUGGAGCGGAGGUCUGUGAUGAGAUUUUACAGAAGUCGCCAUGAGAAAAUACCUCUCUACCAUCAAAAUGGCCGCCAGGAGACUUCCUCUUCAGGCCCUAGCGAUGACACAGCAGAAAUGAACGAGGAGCUGACGCAUGUCAUUAGUCAUGUGAGCCAUGGCAAGUGAGGAUGUCAUGACUGUACAUGUGUGUCAUGCAACACGGUUGUGAUAAUCCUUGCCAGUAUAUGUGUCUUGUGGAGUGAAAUAUACGCCAUCAUGCAAACCUGUGAAAUGUGCCUGAGCUUUUGUGUUGUGAAUUAAAGUUAAAGAUAUCAUGAAAGUAGAAAUAGCAGUGUUCACUGUUAGCAGUUUAUCAUGCAAGGUUUGAAACUAAGUGACCGGCAUUGUAUAUUAUGUGUAUUUGAUAUUUAUUUGUCACUUAAGUUUCAAACAUUUUACUGCAUUCAUGGAAGAUCAUUCUAGGCAGCAUAUGUGAAUGUUUGUUUGAGGCUAGCCUGAUAAAUGUCUGCCCCACAGCUCAGUCAAAUGUAGGCUGAGGAUAACACGAGUAAAAGAUCUGUUUCCGGUGAACACAUUAUAUGAUAACUGAUUCUUCUCUGUUGCCAUGGUUUCCAUUGUUUUAACUGAAGCUCUAUUGGCUGAAACAUCUUUGCUAUUCAUGUACAAGUGAAUUUAUGUACACUUUUCAUGUUGCCAUUUUACAAUGUGAAUGAUUUCUAGCAUUUCCAUAUCAAAAAUAAAAUCAAAAGUCAAGAAAAGCUGGGGUAUGAACUCUGAACCUUCUAACUGCCAAGCAGUCAACAUUUUUAGUCUGGAGAGAGAAGGAUAUGGAGAGUCUUUGUGUGUAAAUAUUUUUCUUUGUAUGUUUUGAGUAAAGUAUACUAAAUAAAGUAUACUCGCUCGGAGUGGGGUAUCAAUUACUUAUUCAUCAUAUUUUCUUUAGUAUAUAAUCUUAUACAACUGUAUUAACACAUCUUAGGUGCAGCAAUGAAACUGUAGGCAGUAGAAGAUGUCAUGUAGAUUGAUGGAUUGUACAAGGGACUCCAUGAGACAAUGUCAACUGUAUGCACGACCGCCUGUCAGUGGACCACAGAUUUCUGUAUCUUGCACAAAAAAUAUCCCUAUAAGUGUUAUUUAUAUCAAAUAUGAUUAUUGCACAUAGUCAUUGACAAUCAUAUUUUACUGUAAUUGGCUGGUAUUGGGUUGGUGACAAGAUGUGCAGUGUGUGUUGGUAUGGUCAUUAUUACAAGUGACACUCACAGCCAUUAAGUACAUUCCUUAUAUAGAUUACAGUUGUUUUGUAUUCAGGUAAGCUUUCUUCUUAUGUUUCCCCAUUUCUGGUGUCCCCUCCCGUGAUGUUGCUGGAAUAUUGCUAAAAGCG